Messenger RNA from Penicillium samsonianum, 837 nucleotides. RefSeq names its product putative IgE binding protein. The record is from RefSeq and is a predicted model, not a curated record. The transcript has 2 exons. Lineage: Eukaryota; Fungi; Ascomycota; Eurotiomycetes; Eurotiales; Aspergillaceae. The annotation marks the transcript as partial.
CUAUAUAAAGAGGUCCAACAACCGCCCUUUGUUGGUAUCAUUCAAAUUCAAACCAAGCAUCUAUUCAACUACACAAAACACCCUUCAAACCUCAAUAUCAACCCAAGUCCAAAUCCAUCGACAAUGAAGUUCACAAUCACCACCCUGGCGCUCCCCCUCCUGGCCGCAGCGGCACCAACCAGCGCACCACCCGCAAACCCAGCCUUCAGCGUGAUGGCCACCCGCUCUGCCUCGCCCAUCCACUUCCUACAGCUGAACGCCGCCGGCCAGAAGUUCUACCUCGGCGGACAAACCGCUUCCUACUGCCCAGCCCAGGUUGCAAACUGCCCACCCGGAAACGAAACCGUCUUCGCUCCUGGAGGCAGCUCUCUGGACACCAUGGUCCCCGGCGGCCAACAGGUCUACGUCGACCCCAAUGGCGCCCUCAGCUUCACCCAGGCUCACUCGGCAAAUAUCCCGCAGGGAUCCUCUCUCGGCCCGUUCCACUACGCUGCUGAUGAGCCAUGGGCUCACUAUUCCUUCGCUGGUUGGGGUGCUUCAGGUUUCAUGGCUUGUCCGGCUGAUGAUAACCGCUGGCAGGUGUUUGCCGCCAUUCAAAAUGCUACCGUGCCCCAUGGUAACGUUGAUGAGUGUCUCGGGUUCUCUGCUAUCGCUUUGACUUAUACCGGGGAUGUUCCUGCUUGGCAGUAUAUCUAGAUUAAUGAUGUUGUUGAUGUUCUGAUGGAUCUCUUGUUGAUGUCGUUUUUCUAGCUUGUGAUUUUUGAAUGUACCAUAAUUACGCUCCUUCUAUAUCUGGAUACAGAUUGGAUUUAAUAAACUGAUACCGUUGAAUUUAUG